AUGAGAUCUGCCAUUGCUAUCACAGGCCUGCUGGCUGCCUCGACUUCCGCCGAGCUGUACAGCGGGCUCUCCCAGAGUAAUCACUCUUGUUCAAUACAACCAGCGUAUCGCUCGUGCUCCAAGAAGGCGAACCCUGCAUCAGCAGACACUUGCUGCACGGAGACCUUCGGAGGCCUAAUCCUGUCAACUCAGUUUUGGGACACUUGGAGUGAGAAUCCUCUCCCGCCGAAUGAGUUUACUCUUCACGGUUUGUGGCCUGAUUUCUGCAACGGCUCUUACACCCAGUACUGCGACCUCUCACGUCAAUACGACCCUUUCCCAUCACCAAAUACCACCAACGGCCUCCCGAAUGGCACAGUCGUACCAGCCUACAAUGGCACUGGUGUCGACACCUUCCUCGAGGCGUUCGGUCUCUACGAUCUCCUCGCAUGGAUGAACAAGCAUUGGGUCGCUCAGACUGGUCCCAACCACGUCUUGUGGGCGCACGAGUUCUCCAAGCAUGGAACGUGUUACUCCACGUUCGAUCUGCCCUGCUACGGUCCGAAAUACGUCGAGCACGAGGAAUUCGUCGAUUACGUCGAAACAGCCAUUCGCUACCAGCGUCAAUUGCCAACUUGGGAAUGGUUGGCCGGACAUGGCAUCCUGCCGAGUAACAGCACGGGAUACACAAGGUCUGACUUGGAGAACGCCUUGACGGAGGAGUACGGCGCGGUGCCAUACUUAGGAUGCUCUGGUCCCAGGUACAACGAGACGGAUGCUGGCAAAGCGGCGAAGACCAACGAUACCGGCAGGACAGUUCUGGGCGAAGUGUGGUACUUCAGGCAUGUGAACGGCAGACCGCAGGAUGGUCAUGCAGUGCCCGUCGACUCGCCGAGUGUCUCUGGGUGCACGAAUGCUACGAAUGCUUUGUGGUAUUACGAGCAGACUGCACAGAACGCUACCAAGUACUGA
Molecule: messenger RNA, 951 nt
Organism: Zymoseptoria tritici IPO323
Lineage: Eukaryota; Fungi; Ascomycota; Dothideomycetes; Mycosphaerellales; Mycosphaerellaceae
Exons: 3
Coding region: 1-951 (316 amino acids)
Biological process (GO): RNA catabolic process
Cellular component (GO): extracellular region
Molecular function (GO): ribonuclease T2 activity; RNA binding
Source: RefSeq, a predicted model, not a curated record